UAAAAAUUUCCCACUGUACCAAAAAAAUAAGCCUCAUUAAAAUAUGAAAUAGAUCCUCCACUCCCAUUUGAAAUGUAAUGGCAGGCCAAAGGAGUAAAAAUUUCAAAUCUGCAGAUAAACAAGGAAGAUGAGAAGAUAUCUUAAUAUUCUGGCUUAUAAGAGCAUCAUGAAUCUGCUAGGAAGGAAUGUGGUUCCUUAUCAGGGACAUUAAUCACACCAAGUCCACUUGGGCAAUAAAGGUUAGGGUUGUACGAGCUUACGAGGUGCCUCCUCACUCAAGGGGAAACAUUGGAAAUGGUGUUGCACGACGCUGAGGGUGAUCGCAUUCACGCCAUAAUCAAACGACCACAACUUGCAAUGUACAAGCCCAUGAUUGCAGAGCACAAGACUUAUGCUCUAAGGAAGUUUUUGGUACUAGACAAUUACCAAACAGUGAAGACUACGGAUCAUCCUUACCUAAUACAGUUCAUCUCUAAAACUCAACUUAGGGAGGAUGCAAAAACAGAACUUCCUAUGAGGGUUUAUGAUUUUCAACCUUUUGAUAUGCUGCACGCUCAAAGGGUUGUGAACGACAAAAGUCUCAUUGAUAUCAUUGGGAAGGUUAUCGCAAAAAGCGUUAUUCAAACUCAUAUCAUCAAUGGGAAAACUGAAAGGCUUAUGGAACUUACACUGACUGACCCAGAGGGUAACAGAUUGGGCUGUGUGUUAUGGAACAAGUAUAUCAACCAGUAUCUGGAUUACAUCAAUGAGAACGAAGGAGUUCCUGUGUUUGUGAUAUUCCAACUUUGUAGACCUAAGAGAUACCAAGGGACCUUAACUGUGGCCUCUUCCUUUAAUGUAUCCAAACUUAUCAUUAACGGAAACACAACUGAAAUACUAGAGUUCCAAAGCGAAUUUCCAGCAGAUGGUGAUGACACCAUAUCUCAAACAUGCAUGACACAAUGCUCACAAGGUGAAGGUAGGGAUGACGUGCUUACUGGACAUGCUGUCAUGACCACUAUGGAGGAAUUGAUGAAGGCUACUGAGG
Molecule: messenger RNA, 1027 nt
Organism: Cuscuta europaea
Lineage: Eukaryota; Viridiplantae; Streptophyta; Magnoliopsida; Solanales; Convolvulaceae
Source: the annotation of a GenBank genome assembly